UGAUAUUGGAACAUUGAGGUGAAACGGUUAAUGAUAUAACGUUGUCAUGUGAUAAUUGACGCUUCUCGUCGUUAUUAACGUCAGCUUCUACGUUAACUUGACAUCACUGUCGGAACACUUUGCAUGGUUUGCGAAAUAAUUGCAUAAUUGGAUAAGUGAUUCUCAAGGCACGUGGUGCAAACAAUAUUGACCAAAUUAGAAAAUGGUGAAAACCAGGAACUGUGAGAGUACCGAUGGGGACGAGAGAUCCUUGGCAGAACUGAACAAAGUUUUGAUCAUACCAGUUUCUGACGUUGAGAAACAACUUGGAGACGCUGACAGAGAUGUGAAAUGCCCGAAAGUAGACAGCAGCACCACGGAGGUGAAAACCUUCAACACACGUUGGCUUCAGCUCCUACUAUUCUUCCUGUGUGGCGCGAGCAAUGGGAUCCACUGGUAUCAUUUCACAGUCGUCAACAACGUGGCACGCAGGUAUUACGGCGUUUCCUCGUUGGCGAUCGAAUGGACUACGACGAUUUUUAUGCUAACAUACGUUGUUCUCCUGGUACCAGCUUCUUACUUGAUGGAUCGCGUUGGCUUGAGGUUGACGGUACUCAUAGGCGCUACUGGCACGUGUAUCGGGUCUUGGAUCAAGGUUUUGGCAACGUCUCCGGAUGGUUUCGUCGUGGCAUCUAUAGGGCAGUGCUUUUUCGCCGUCUCUUAUCUUUUCAUACUCACCGUUCCCGGGCGAUUGGCUGCUUACUGGUUCGGAACCAGUCAAAUUGCCUUGGCCACAACCAUUGGUUUCUUUGGCCCGCAGGCAGGCUACGUUAUUUGUGUUCUCAGUACUUCGAUGCUAGUACAAAACCACGAAAGAAUUGAGGACAUCGGCAACGAUUAUUCAAGGCUGUUUUGGGCCGGGGCGAUUGCCUGCAGCAUCGUCACUGUGAUCUUAUUCCUGCUUUUUCAGGACGAACCCGGUCAACCACCGAGCACCGCAAGGGCACUCGCAAAAGUAACCCGCGAAUCCCGCAAUACGGAAGGUUAUUUGUCGGUGUAUAAAAGAGUUUUGAGCAACAAGAAUUUUCUCAUGCUCUGGAACUCAUUUGGGCUACUCCUGGGGGCUGUGAUGACAAUGGGAACUAUGCUUAAUCCGUUUUACAUGAUUCACUUCAAGGACGAUGAAAAAGGCGUAGGAAUUCUGUCAUUUUUCUCAAUUUUGACGGGAUGUAUCGGCUCUGCUGUGUGCGGUGCGAUUCUCGACAAAACGAAAGCAUUUAGAGUAAUCUCCAUCGUGGCUAGUUGUACAUCAAUAUUCGGAGCAAUUCUGUUCGCGGCAAGCUUCGUGAUGGAGAUAAAGUGGAUGUUAUUCGCCAGCUACAUACUUUUUGGCGGUCCGGUAUUAGGUUACUCAACGGUUGCUAUGGAUUUGUGUGCCGAAAUUACUUACCCUGAACCAGAAGCUAUCACCACGGGAAUUCUGAACAUGGCUACUCAACUGUACGGGUUUUUGCUGGUACUGAUUACUGGCAGGAUACUUGAAGCCUUCGGAGAUGUGGCAGGUCACGGAUGUGUGGUCGUGUCACUCGUCCUAGGAACCGUGCUGGUCAUCCUUAAUAAAGGCGAGCUUCGUCGUCAGAAAGCUGGACAAUCAGCUACUGUCAAUGAGACACACGCCAUCUUUCCCCAGGAAUAGACGUUGUAAAUUAAGUGAUUUUGGUUGCAAAUCAAUUAUAGAAAUUUUCCAGAUUGAUUGUUCAAUGUUUUGACCGUCAAAUUAUACUGAGUUUUCUAUACAAUGUUUCUCAUCGUAGAUUGAUAAUUUUUAUGAAAAGCUUCAAUUUCGGCGGGUCGAUUAAUUUCAAUUUGAUUUCUGUGUAAUCAGCCUCAACUUUACAGUAAUCAUUCAUGUGCACUGUAGUCUGACUUCAUGUUGAUAAAAUAUCGCUGGUUCAUAA
Neodiprion virginianus is the source of this 1937-nucleotide messenger RNA. RefSeq lists its product as uncharacterized. Bases 203 to 1675 code for a protein of 490 amino acids. Gene Ontology annotation, biological process: transmembrane transport; heme export. Lineage: Eukaryota; Metazoa; Arthropoda; Insecta; Hymenoptera; Diprionidae. Gene Ontology annotation, molecular function: heme transmembrane transporter activity; heme binding. Gene Ontology annotation, cellular component: membrane. The transcript has 6 exons. The record is from RefSeq and is a predicted model, not a curated record.